Spodoptera exigua (beet armyworm) is the source of this 546-nucleotide messenger RNA. The record is from the annotation of a GenBank genome assembly. NCBI's taxonomy places the organism in Eukaryota, Metazoa, Arthropoda, Insecta, Lepidoptera, Noctuidae.
AUGUACCUAAUUCCCAAAGACCCCAAUCAAAACCGAUAUGUCCCGAUAACGUGGUUGUCGUCACCGCGCGCGUCGGUACCGUGCGUGGUGCCGGACGCAGCCCGGAUCCCGGCGAGGCGGCCCCCACCCCCACUCGAGGCUGAUGAUAGGCCCCGACCGAAGCCCUAUGUUUGGAAGAAGGGCGAUGAAGAUGUUAAACGGGUACUAAAUAAUGGUACUCUCGAGGUAUCGAAGAAGAAGGACGGGAGCUCCGAGGGAGUGUACCAGUGCACAGUCAGGCAUCAUGCUGGACUGGUGCUCGGGUACCCCGUCCACAUCAAGUUUGCUUCCGAAAGACGUCCACUGUUGGACAAAGGCUCUCUUAGUACUCCACGUCGAAUGACCAAUCGCCACUCGCAGCUAUUGGGAGCCAAUAGCUGCGCGAUUCUGACGACGUCGAUCGCUGUGGCCUGCCCAUUGCCACUUCAACUUCAAACACAUUCAAAGAGCUGUGGCUAUGUCGAUGGAAAUCUGGAAAUUCGCCAAAGAAACAUUCUGGUUCUUUAA